CGUUUUAUUGGCACUAUUAUUUAACGAGUGAAAAGUAUCAAUUAAAAAUUGAAUACACUACAGCAUGAACAGCAUAGGCGACGAUUGCAAUGAGUUAAAAAAGCAGUACGAUGCCUGUUUCAAUAACUGGUUUUCCGAACGAUUCCUUAAAGGAGAAACCGAUGACUCCGUAUGCGCACCUAUAUUCAAGGUUUAUCAGGAAUGCGUAAAGCGAGCCAUGCGUGAGCAAAAAAUUGAAUUACGUGAAAUCGAAACGGAUUACACCACCGCCAGUGAAUUCGACAACAACAACAACAGCAGCACGACCGGCAACAGCGCCCCAGCAUGGUGAGACAGCCAAUCCGGAUACAGAGCGUAAUACAUGUAUUAGCCAGUCGGCGCCUCACGGAAGUAGGGAUACAUUCCCUGGGAAGCAAAAACGCAGUUCCACAGUCUAAAAGUAUACAGCUCGUAGCAAUAAGUGGUUAAAAUUGACGCAAAAUCAUCAUUAAAAUUAUGUUAAG
Molecule: messenger RNA, 503 nt
Organism: Drosophila hydei
Lineage: Eukaryota; Metazoa; Arthropoda; Insecta; Diptera; Drosophilidae
Product: TP53-regulated inhibitor of apoptosis 1-like
Exons: 3
Coding region: 65-331 (88 amino acids)
Source: RefSeq, a predicted model, not a curated record